This is a messenger RNA of Aspergillus ochraceoroseus IBT 24754, 1500 nucleotides long. Its product is annotated as NmrA/HSCARG family protein. The transcript has 3 exons. The record is from RefSeq and is a predicted model, not a curated record. Bases 201 to 1133 code for a protein of 310 amino acids. NCBI's taxonomy places the organism in Eukaryota, Fungi, Ascomycota, Eurotiomycetes, Eurotiales, Aspergillaceae.
UAGCAUCAUCUCGAUGUCAUUUUAAAUAUCCAUCCUUGAUGCUACCUGACCGAUGGCGACCUCGAAUACCAUGGAUCCUGACAUUCAAAAGCUAUUUUAAGGGGCCUUCCCCCCUGAUCAGUCUUUCAAUCAGCAUCUUCUUUCAUCUCUAAAUUCACUCCGUCAUCGUCUAUCAACCAGUUCAGUUAUCGCUUUUCAUAAUGUCGAAGCUUCUUACAGUCUUUGGUGCGACAGGAAAACAGGGUGGCUCUGUCAUCCGCGCUGUUCUUGCCGAUCCUACGCUGUCCAAGGAGUUCAAGAUCCGUGGAAUCACUCGGGAUGUCUCUAGGCCAGAGGCUAAGGCUUUGGCAGAUAAAGGCGUUGAGGUGAUCAGUGCGGAUAUGACCUCCGUUGAUUCCCUGGUGAAAGCCGUGACUGGCUCUCACGCCGUCUUUCUAGUGACGACCGCUACCUAUGGCGUGCAAGGGUCUGAGCUGGAACUAGUCCAGGGGAAAAAUGUCACGAAUGCCGCCAAAAUGACCGGUGUGCAACACCUGAUUUUCUCCUCGUUGCUCAACAUCACCGAGACGUCUGGUGGUCGACUCAAGAACGUCCCUCACUUCGACCACAAGGCCCAGGUGGAACGUUAUAUUCGAGACCAGAAGGUGCCCGCCACCUUUGUGCUACCCGGAUAUUUCAUGAGCAAUUACUCGGCCAUUCCCAUGCUGCGCAAGGGAGAAGACGGUGUCUUUACCCUAGCCUAUCCUGUCGGCGAUGAUGCCAAGUUCCCUCUGAUUGAUAUCGAGACUGAUAUGGGUAAAUACGUUGCUGCGGCACUGAAGAACCCUUCCAAAACCCAGGGCUCCCAGAUUCUCGCUGCAACAGAUUACUAUACGCCCAAGCGCAUCCUCUCCGAAUUCGAAGAGGUGACUGGAAAGAAGGCCCGGUUUGUCCAGGUGGACUCGGAGACCUACAAAGGAUUUAAUCCUGGCCAAAUGGGGUUGGAAAUGCUGGAAAACCAUCUCUUCGUGGAGAACCCCGGGUACUAUAACGGUCGUAGCCUGAAGGAGAGCCAUGAUCUCUUGACCGAGGCUGGUUACAAGCCUACCACUUGGAAGGAGUUCCUGGAACAGCAUAAAGCGGCUUUCAAUUAGGUCAAGAGGUAUUUGCAAGUGUGUUCUUUGUUCCAAAACAUUCUCGGCGACUUAGGCCCCAGAUUGCACACACAUGGCUCUAGCUAUCAAUGUUGCAGAAAUUGACAAGUCUUUUUUUUUUUAUAUAAAAUUUGGUGCUCCUCCCCUUGUCUUCGGUCUCUAAACGCCCUUGGGAGAGGAAUAGUAGAAUAUAAAGAGAAGCUGGAUAGCUUCAGGAUCUCCUAAUCGCGGAAGCCGCUCCUCCGUCCAACCGGACUAAAAGAUAUCAUUCGCUAGCGGGAUUAAUACAUAGUACGGAGGACACCGUAUCCGGAGUAGGUGGAUGCAGAUCGUCAACAAUUACCUACAAUCAGACCGGUUGUCGCAC